AUGCCUCGUAGAAAAAGCCUUCGUAACAAUCCCCGUCGAGAGCACGAGCUCCCCGCGCUCUUCCAUUUGAGUCGAAAGCUUCGUGGCGGUGCACAGCUCGGUAAAGCUGUCAAGGGACGAAGCAAAGAUGGUAAAGGCAAGAAGGACGGCGGUCGUGAGACUACAGAGGAAGAACGGAGACUGCAGGAGUCAAUUCGACGGAUGGAGAUGAACGACUACUUGAAGCGUCUUACAGUCUCCAAGAAGGCUUUGUUACAAGAGUUCAUGGCUAAAGAGGAGAAGAUUUCGCGCAUGAACAAGCUCAAAAUCCAGAACCAUUGGCGCAAGAUCAUGCGGCUUGUUAAGGUCGAAGCUUUGCGUAAAGAGGUGGAGGUGCGGUCUCAGAACCACGAGCGUGACGUGGAUCGCAAAGACGCGCUUAUCCAGAUGCUCGACCGCGACUUGGAGGAGGCUGAGGAGCAGUUCCAAAUGGCGCUGCGUGCUCACCUCCUCAACGUGGACGAGCUCAUUGAUCUGCAAGACGAGCGGCUCUUAGGUUUAGAAAAAGAAUUUGAAACAGAUCUAAAAGAGCUCGAACAAGAGUUCCAGACGGAGAAGAACAAGCUCAUCGCACAGCACACGAUGGAGCGCAACGAACUGCAGCGCAUCAUGCAGGCAGUUGAUCAACAGGAGAAGGAGCGCGAAGCCGACGCCAAACAGGAACAUGAACAGCUUCGAGAGGAGAUCCGGAACAAGAAUCUAGAAGACAUUAACGUGCUCAGAAUCACCUUGGACAGCAGCAUUGAGGAACUGGAACAGCACUUCGAGACUGCGCAUCUGAACUACCUCCAGAACACGGAUCAGCGCACCCAAGACUUCAAGUACUUGACUGCCAAGGACCAGGAUCUCUCCCGUGAUAUCGAGCUCAAGAUCCGCAAGAUCGAGCGUCUGCAGCAGAGUCUGGCGCUCUGGAGGACCAAGAUCGCACAAAAUGUACGCGAGUGUUCGGAGCGUAACAAGGCGCUCGAAGAGGAGAAAGCUGCCAUCUCGCAUCACUUCCAGACGCUCAAAGCUAAGAUGAACCGUAUGCGAGAAGACCAGCGACGUCGACUUGCAGACUUAUCGCAAGGAGCUCGUGAAGCCACCAAGAAGCUGGGCACUCAUUUACAACUAAGCGAGAGGAUCUUGCAGCUUGGAGAACUUGUACGCAAGCUUGAGACGGAAAGAGAGCGCGUCCUACCGUUUUACAAGUCGACAUUAGCUGAUGAACAAGAAGCGAAUGAACUCACAGAAACUGUACGACAAGCUAUGCGUACAGAAACUGGUCGUGAAGAGGAGGAAGCGAUGCAAAUGCUCGACUUCCAGCCGCAAGGACUGCAGAAUGGCGUCCCUGUUAGCGAGUGGGAAUACCUCGAUCUCUUCUGGAAGAGGCACAACAAGGUGCUGCUUGAUGAAUUGGCCUUACGUCGUGAAAAAGAGCGCGUGGCCAACGAGAACCGUGAGCUUCAGACCAUUUUACAGCAGUAUCUCGCCGGGAUCUCCGUGAGUCCGACCGUACUGGACGGAGCUAACCCGUUGCUGGUGGUUAACGGGCGUCUACGACUGCAUCAACCUGCGCUGGGUGAAGACGGUAAGCCGCGUGCCAAACCUGUCAUCGACGCGAACCACAUGGUUGACACGAACCGAGUUACGCGGUAUAAAGCAGGUUAG
This is a messenger RNA of Phytophthora nicotianae INRA-310, 1689 nucleotides long. RefSeq lists its product as hypothetical. Gene Ontology annotation, cellular component: axoneme; axonemal dynein complex. The record is from RefSeq and is a predicted model, not a curated record. NCBI's taxonomy places the organism in Eukaryota, Oomycota, Peronosporomycetes, Peronosporales, Peronosporaceae. Gene Ontology annotation, biological process: axonemal dynein complex assembly; regulation of cilium movement; cilium-dependent cell motility. Bases 1 to 1689 code for a protein of 562 amino acids. The transcript has a single exon.